AUGGUAGAAUACUGUUCGGAUAUCAGACACUCGCACCUCACGUGUCACGGAUUCAAGACGGCCGUCGAUCACAAUUGGCCAUAUACAGUCCAAAUCAUUCGUAAUCUCAGCCAUCGCAGUUCAGCGCAGGCUUUUUGCCUGUCACCUCUCUCCCGCAGCUCUGGGCAUUCGAGCAUGGAGACACUGCGAACCGUUGUAGGCGCAGCUCGCAACCAUGGCCGUUUUGCCAAAGUCUUCCCUUGGGUCAAAGCACCCUUCAUCAUCGCAGCGCCCAUGCGUAUCUUUACUGGGCCUGAGCUGGCAUUCACAGUAUCGGCAUCGGGUGGCCUUGGCUUCAUCGGACCUGGUGCGAAGCCAGAAGACACUGCCGCCGAUUUGGCAACUACACAGGAGUUGCUCAGCAACACAUCCUUGACAGCCUUUCCAACUGCCUUCUCCGUAGGCGGAAAGAAGCUUCCUGUCGGUGUUGGCUUUCAGCUCUGGAACGGUGACCUGGCAGCCGCAACAAAGGCUGUCAAGGACUAUCAGCCUUGUGCUGCGUGGCUGUUUGCGCCCCGAAAUGGUCAGAAAGAGUUGGACGAGUGGACUGCGAGUCUUCGAGAGGCAUCUCCAGGCAUCCACAUUUGGCAUCAAAUUGGGACUGUUCAGGAGAGCAUCGACGCAGCGCAAAGUGCCCAUAAGCCCGACGUGCUAGUUGUACAAGGUGCUGAGGCUGGUGGACAUGGAAGAGCCACAGACGGAAUGGGAAUCAUGGCGCUGUUCCCAGAGAUCGCAGACAACGUGCGCAAUGCUAAUAUAGGACUCAUCGCUGCUGGAGGCAUUGUAGACGGACGAGGAGUCGCUGCUGCUCUGGCACUGGGAGCAGAUGGUGUCGCAAUGGGCACCCGCUUUCUUGCAUCUUCCGAGGCGCGGAUCAGCAAAGGCUACCAGAAUGAAGUGGUGAGAGCCAAAGACGGCGCUCAUGCUACAACGAGAACACAUUUGUACAAUCACCUAAGGGGCACUAUGGGCUGGCCAGAGCAGUGGAGUCCUCGCGGCAUCACUAAUAAGAGUUGGGAGGAGCACCAAGCGGGCGUGCCAUUUGAGCAGCUGAAGAAUCGGCACGAUGAAGCUUUAAAGACGGGGGAGGAUGCAUGGGGCGUGAAUGGACGGACAGCUACCUAUGCUGGUGCUGCAAUUGGCCUUGUACACAGCGUUGAAGAUGGCAGUACAAUUACAGUGAGGCUGCGGGACGAGGCGAAGUCGAUACUCAAGGGCUUGGGCAGUGAAUUGUAG
Messenger RNA from Plenodomus lingam JN3, 1275 nucleotides. RefSeq lists its product as uncharacterized. Gene Ontology annotation, molecular function: nitronate monooxygenase activity. NCBI's taxonomy places the organism in Eukaryota, Fungi, Ascomycota, Dothideomycetes, Pleosporales, Leptosphaeriaceae. The record is from RefSeq and is a predicted model, not a curated record.